AUGACACACAUGAGGUUUAAAGCUUUGCACUGUCAUGAUUUGGCUGUGUGCGGGCCCCUCGGACCCUCCAGCGGAGACGAGGAAGUGCUGGCUGGGCUCUCCAGAACCCCCAGCAGAGACAGGCACAAGGACAGCAAACAGGUCGCCGUGGUGUAUUUCAGGAACGGUUACAUGCCUGACAACUACACUUCUGAACAGAGCUGGGAUGCUCGUCUUCUGAUGGAGCGCUCUCGAGCUGUGAAGUGUCCAGAUAUCAGCGCUCACCUGGCUGGUACCAAGAAGGUUCAGCAAGUGCUCGCCAGACCUGGAGUCCUGGAGAGGUUCUUCCCGGACCAGCCUCAAGCUGUGCAGCAGAUCCGAGCGACAUUCGCUGACCUCUACACUCUAUACACGGGUCCAGAGAUCUAUAAAACAGUAUCAAUGGCCUUGCAGCAGCAGAACGGUUUGUCUUGA
Messenger RNA from Pelmatolapia mariae (spotted tilapia), 453 nucleotides. Its product is annotated as glutathione synthetase-like. NCBI's taxonomy places the organism in Eukaryota, Metazoa, Chordata, Actinopteri, Cichliformes, Cichlidae. The record is from RefSeq and is a predicted model, not a curated record. Gene Ontology annotation, cellular component: cytosol. The transcript is spliced from 4 exons. Gene Ontology annotation, biological process: glutathione biosynthetic process. Bases 1 to 453 code for a protein of 150 amino acids. Gene Ontology annotation, molecular function: glutathione synthase activity; glutathione binding; ATP binding.